UAACUUUUUUCCAUGCCUCCUAACUUCACAGCCUGUCAAACCUGAAUUAUUAACAUGACCGUGAACAUGAUUAACAGUUUUUUAAUUUAGUGAGAGGAGUGAGAAAGGGGAGGUUGUUGCUUUGUUGUUUCCCUAAAUUAAAGUAUAGUGAUCAGUGAGCCUGGGAAAAAUUAAUAUUGGCCUGCCUUGCCCUGCCAAAGAGAUUUGCUGGUGUAGAGGUGUCCAGGAAUCUUCUCCCAGUUCACACCAGGACUACUAGGUUUCUAAAUUAUUGCUAGCUGCACUUCUUAGAGUGCUCCGUCCACUCCAAUUAGUACGGAAGAUCAAUGACUGAUGAUAUUGAUGGAUGCUUGGAAUAAGCCAAUUUUCUCUGUACUUAUUGGGAUUUGGAUUGCCAAUUAUAGCAGCUUAUGGAUGAGGCUGGUUUUGGCAUGAAGAAGCAAAGUUUUCAAUGAGCCUCAUGCUAGAGAAUCUCCACCUCUGCUGUUUCUGCUUCAGCAUAGAGGCUUACUUUCAAAAGAAACAGGAAGAAGUGGACACUUCUCGAGAGCAAUUUCAUCAAAAUGAAGGCUGACUGUUAUGGCCGGUGAUGACAACAGCAGAAAUGUACUAACAAAUCAAAAUAGGGCAUGGGAACCAAAAUUGAAUACGCCAUCAAUAUAUUAGGAACCUCAGAAAAUAGCAGCAGCUUAACCGUGCAUCGUGUGGAUGACUGGGACUAUUUUCAGAAAAGUGGGCUGAAGGAGAAGUAUAAGAAGGCUAGAACCGAGGACAAAAUUCGGAACUCAAUGGACAGGAUGCUUGACAAGCACAACAUAGAUACCAUAAAAAAGACAAUGCAGAUGCAUGAAGAUACCUUUAAACACCAGAUUCGAGAGCUACACCGACUGUACAGUGUACAAAAGAUGCUAAUGGAUGAACUGAAAAAAGAGAUGAAACGGAACAUAUUUCGGGGGCCGGUGACUAGUAGUGCAGAUCACAUUAACCAUUCUCAGUUGAUUAACUGGCAGCAUUCAACAACUCAAGCUUCUUCUGGAUAUAAUUUCCAUCUUCAGAGGUUGAGAGAUGAUCCGAUCUCUAGAGAGGGCAGUGGAAGUUGCUCCGGAGACACCCUGAGAAUGUCAAGGGGAUUUGACCUUGAAAGGCCUGCCGAGGAAGACAUGUCAACAGGAGUCAGUACAAUUGACCAAGAACAAGCAGGGCCAAGCUCUCACAUGGCCUUCAAAAGUAGAAAUAUGAGCAUAGCUGGCUGUGAUGAAGACAGUGAAGUGGAGCUUACAUUAAGCAUUGGAAGCAGCAAGAACAAGAAGAGAUCAAAAUCUUACCAGCCUCAGCUAGGAUGUGCUGAGCUGAUCCAUAAAGAAACGGACCUCGAUUCGCCUGCCUCAUUCAAAUCAGAUAGAGGAGGAGACUGCAGUGAUCCCACAACUCCCAUGAGCAGCUCUAGUGCAACAUUUGACCAGGAAAGAAAGCAGCCACAUUGGCUUUUCCAUGGUUUAAAGCUCAAAUAGGACUAAUACUUCAAUUUGCGUGCGCGUUUCUUGGCAAAUCUACAUUAUUGAAAUUCUAAUUAAGUUGUCACCUUAAUAAAUGGACAAUUGAGAUAAUAUUCUCAUGCAUUACAUCGGUGUAAAUAGGACAUUUGCAAA
Molecule: messenger RNA, 1649 nt
Organism: Prunus mume (Japanese apricot)
Lineage: Eukaryota; Viridiplantae; Streptophyta; Magnoliopsida; Rosales; Rosaceae
Product: ras guanine nucleotide exchange factor Q-like protein
Source: RefSeq, a predicted model, not a curated record